Messenger RNA from Bathycoccus prasinos, 2097 nucleotides. RefSeq lists its product with no specific name. Lineage: Eukaryota; Viridiplantae; Chlorophyta; Mamiellophyceae; Mamiellales; Bathycoccaceae. The coding region runs from base 1 to 2097 and encodes 698 amino acids. Gene Ontology annotation, biological process: phosphatidylcholine biosynthetic process. Gene Ontology annotation, molecular function: S-adenosylmethionine-dependent methyltransferase activity. The record is from RefSeq and is a predicted model, not a curated record. The transcript has a single exon.
AUGAAGAAGACGACGGCAAAGACAUCGUCUGUAUCGUUCGACGUCACCGCAACAAAGUUCCGCGAAUUUCAUUCGAACGGAUUGAACGUUUUUUUACACCUGAUCACGACGCCAGCGAUGCUCGUUUCAAUCGCAGUUUCUUUGAUUUUACUCGCGGAGGAUAAGGAGUGGAUUUAUAGGACGCUCGUUUUGAUAUACGCGAUGAGUUUGCCGAGAACGAUGGGUGUGGUAAAGAAGACGACGAUGACGACGACGUUUCACUUUGAUGAAGGAGACCAACGAAAGCGCGGGACGAAAUACAAAGGGACGACGCUACUGUUCACGUGGAUUUCACUCGUUGGAAUGUCUCUUUUGAGCGAAUAUUUAGUUGAGUUUAAGUACGUGACAAACUUGAAACAAUGCGCGAUGUUGUUCGCGUGCGGGUACGUCGGUCAAGAGCUCGCGCACGUGAUUACGUUCGAGAAGACGUACCAGCAAAGCUACAUGUCCUCCUCAAAAUCGGAGAAGAAUCUCCAAAAUUGGCAAUCGCUGUUAAUCGAACACGCGUAUUUUUUGUUACCUUUGUGCUUCGACGCGUUGUGGCAGACGAGAGACGUUCCUCUCUUGAGUUGGAUUGUCGCGCAUAACUAUUUGUUGCGAUGUAAACUGACCGGAGCGAAAGAGACGAAUGCUUUGAGAGAUAUUUACGAUUUCGUGUCGAAGGAAAAUCCGUCGAGAGAUCGAACCGCGCACUGGUGGUUUGAGAAAUUGAAAGGGAAAACGAAAAAAGCGUUCGAUACUAUCAUCGACAGCGAGGCGAUUGCGGGGAUGUUUGCGAAGAAGUUUCGCUCGGACGCGUGGGCGGUGGAACCGAUUUAUUCCAUGAAUGAAAUCUACGUCGCGAGUUCUCACCAUAAUUUCAACAGCGACACGGUGUUUUACAUGGAACACUGCGACGGACCGUGGUCGGUAUAUCCGUGGUGUUUCGUGUAUAGGUGCAUGGUUGCCGUCAACGAAAAUAAGCAGGUGGAAACUAUUUUCCCGAUGGAAGGUUCGGGGUCGUGUUUAUCCGACGGCGACGUGGUUGGUUUCGAUUACCACCGCGAAAUUCACAUCAUUCGCGAUUUGCCGACGAGAAAUACCGAUCGAAGAGUCACGAUGAAGUUACACUACGUCGUGUACCCGAGGUGUUUUGGUUUCCUGGGAAGAUUUCUAGCUAAAUUGGCGUCGUUUUAUAACUGGGCGGCGAGGAACUUGUUCUUGAACACAAUCGCGCCGUCGAAUUGGUUUUGGAAAUUCAUGGCGUUCAUGGUCUUAUUCGUCACGAGGUCGGUGUUUGAGUUGGAGAAAAGAGCCGGGUUGAACUCCAUCGUCGCCGUCGUAUUGGCGUAUUACGUCGGUAAAAACUUCAUUCACGAACACUUCUUUUUGGCGUUUACCUCGUACACGCACUAUUGCAUGUACAUCGCGACGUACCAAAUUCGAGAAGGGAUUAACUUUGGGACGUUUAAACGAAACGUCGUGUUUUUCAAAACCAUCGCUUUGUGUCAUUUGGGGUAUAAUUACUUCAUCAAGUAUUUCGAAUACGAUUUGAUUUCGUUAGCGAUGAUUCUCGGUGGGUACUCGUUAUCCUUCUCCGCGGCGUACGCGUUAGGCGUGGACCAAACGUACUUUGGCGUCGAGCUCGGCGAAUGCGCGCCGAACUUUGUCGACGGGUUUCCGUACAAUCUAGGCAUCCCACACCCGAUGAUUGUCGGGAGCAUCGUCGGGUUACUCGGGUUCCACAAGAACGAAUCGUUUAGAGAACAUCUGCCGUAUUUAGUUCCUCUCCAUUGCUUGUUCUAUUUAGUGCACAUGGUUCAAGAACACGUGUACGACAUUUACAAGCACGACGAAAGCGCGACGACGAUUCAGACGACGACAAAGAAGAAGGCGUCGUCGCCAGGUAUGAAGAGUAGUAAACGAAGAAAUAGUGUUAGCAGAGAGAAGGAAUCGGAGCAGCAGAAAAAGCAGCAUCCGCACACGAACGGAACGAACGGGACACACAGCGCGACUCGACGGCGCUCAACUCGCCUUUCGCCGACGAACGAUCGAUCGCCCGCCUGGGCGCGCGAUUGA